UCUGUAUGUGCAGAAAGAAAAAAAGCAAAAUCAUUUGGUGAAUUUUUCAUCUAGAACUGUUAUUUGAUUUUUUUCCAUUAUGUCUCGUGGAAGCAGUGCGGGUUUUGAUAGACACAUAACAAUAUUUUCACCAGAGGGUAGACUUUAUCAAGUUGAAUAUGCAUUUAAAGCCAUAAACCAAGGAGGGCUCACUUCUGUUGCCAUCAGAGGAAAGGAUUGUGCUGUAGUAGUUACCCAGAAGAAAGUGCCUGAUAAAUUAUUGGAUGCUGAUACAGUGACCCAUUUGUUUCAACUGACAGAAAAUCUAGGCUGUGUUAUGACAGGCAUGGUUGCUGACAGCCGUUCACAAGUACAGAGGGCUCGAUAUGAAGCAGCCAAAUGGAAGUAUACUUACGGAUACGAGAUUCCAGUGGAUGUUCUCUGUAAACGGAUGGCAGACAUAUCUCAAGUCUACACACAAAGUGCAGAGAUGAGGCCACUUGGUUGCAGUAUGAUUGUGAUAGGAUACGAUGCUGAGUAUGGACCACAGGUAUUUAAGACAGAUCCUGCUGGCUACUAUUCUGGCUAUAAGGCUACAUCAGCAGGGGUCAAACAACUAGAGGCCAACAGUUUCCUUGAAAAGAAAAUCAAGAAAAAGCAAGACUUUACAUAUAAUGAGGCAGUGGAAGUUGCUAUUACCUGUUUAUCAACAGUACUCUCAGCUGACUUCAAGUCGUCAGAAAUAGAAGUGGGGGUGGUAACUACUGAGAAUCAGCAUUUCAAGAAAUUAACAGAAGAAGAAAUUGACCAACAUCUUGUAGCCAUAGCUGAAAAGGACUGAGGGAUCUGCACACUUAAUGAUUGAGUCUUAUUACUGACAUACAAAUGUAUCAUGAUCCAAAAAAAAACAAUAGUCUAAUGUCCUUGCAUUUUGCGAUGUUGAUAUAUCUUAAAUAAAUACAUGACAUUCA
Messenger RNA from Saccostrea echinata, 950 nucleotides. Its product is annotated as proteasome subunit alpha type-6-like. The record is from RefSeq and is a predicted model, not a curated record. Lineage: Eukaryota; Metazoa; Mollusca; Bivalvia; Ostreida; Ostreidae. Bases 80 to 820 code for a protein of 246 amino acids. The transcript is spliced from 7 exons. Gene Ontology annotation, cellular component: cytosol; proteasome core complex, alpha-subunit complex; proteasome core complex. Gene Ontology annotation, biological process: ubiquitin-dependent protein catabolic process.